Messenger RNA from Protopolystoma xenopodis, 378 nucleotides. The record is from the annotation of a GenBank genome assembly. Lineage: Eukaryota; Metazoa; Platyhelminthes; Monogenea; Polystomatidea; Polystomatidae.
AUGUCUGGUCCAUUCUCUGUUCGUCAGUCGUCGUGUGUGCCAUGCCAUGAACUGAAUGCACACGCUUCACUCGAGCCAGGCGUUAUCCGACCUUGCGAGCUGAAUUGGCGUCGCUCUGUCGUCUUCUCGCUCUGCUUCUUUUCUCAACCAGGCGUGACUGGCUUCGCAUUUCGAGCCUUCCCGAUCAAUACAAGCCUGUCUCAGUCCUUAAAUUAUGUAGGAAGGAAUUUAAGCACUGCGGCUUUUAGGCCUGAGGUUGUCGUGGUCGUGCUGAGGCGACCACCGCUUCAUUUCCCAUCUUUCGUCUCUGCUCUUCUACCGGUCCAGCAACUCUGUCUCAAGCAUACAAAAAACUAUGCCAGCCAGAUUCGCAUUUGA